AUGCGACAACUUAUACCGCGCGGAACACUAAAUUUUAUGCAUUUUCAUUUUGUUGCAUUAUGCAUGCUUCACAAUAUACGGACACAGACACAACACACACACAUACACACACAUACAUACACACACAGACACAUACACACACAUGCACACAUAUGUACACGCACACAUACAUAUAUACGCACAAACAAACAUACAUGCAUACAUACAUGUAUACAUAUGCGUAUAUAUAAACAUACAUAUGCACACACAGAGACAGACACAGAAGCAUUGCAGAAACAAACAUACGGAAAUAUGUUUACGGAUGGGAUAUUCACAACAUAA
Molecule: messenger RNA, 321 nt
Organism: Loa loa (African eye worm)
Lineage: Eukaryota; Metazoa; Nematoda; Chromadorea; Rhabditida; Onchocercidae
Exons: 1
Coding region: 1-321 (106 amino acids)
Source: RefSeq, a predicted model, not a curated record